AUGACGACAACUACAACUAUGGCGGAUAACCCCGUCUGGAAAGCCGUGAAGCCAUUCAUGAACGGUGGUCUCUCAGGGAUGGGCGCGACGUGCGUGAUUCAGCCGAUCGAUAUCGUCAAAGUUCGAUUACAACUCGGCGCUUCUGGGGGACCUAUCGGUGUUGCCGCCGGGAUCAUCAAAAACGAUGGUUUUGGUGCCCUUUACACCGGUUUGUCUGCCGGUCUGUUGCGUCAAGCGACGUACACGACGGCUCGUCUUGGUAUCCACGCUGAGCUCGUGGAUUACCUGAAAAAACAAAACAACGGCGAGGCUUUGCCGCUCGCGCAAAAAGCCGGAGCUGGUUUAGCGGCCGGUGGUUUAGGUGCCAUCUUUGGUUCACCUGCAGAUUUAUCAUUGAUUCGUAUGCAAGCGGAUAAAACAUUACCUGCCGAUCAAAGAAGAAAUUACACUGGUGUUGUUCACGCUUUGAGCGACAUCGUCAAGAACGAAGGCGUUGGAGGUUUAUUCACUGGUGCGAGCACCACCGCUAUUCGUGCAAUGGCUCUCAAUAUGGGUAUGCUUGCCUCUAACGACCAAGCGAAAGAGAUGUUAGCUGAGCAAGGCUUCACCGGCUUUCCGAAGACAUUCAUCGCAUCAUCCAUCUCUGGUUUCUUUGCCUCCUUCUUUUCGUUACCUUUUGAUUACGUUAAGACGAUGUUACAAAAGCAGAAAGUUGAUCCAGUGACGGGUAAAUUCCCAUAUUCUGGUAUGGCGGAUUGCGCGAUGAAGACGUUUGCCGAAGGUGGUCCGCUGAAAUUUUACACUGGCUUUCCCACGUACUAUGUGCGAAUCGCCCCGCACGCCAUGAUUACGCUCAUGGUUUUAGAUUCCAUUCAAAAGUUUCAGAAAGAUAACGGGCUUUAA
Bathycoccus prasinos is the source of this 903-nucleotide messenger RNA. RefSeq lists its product with no specific name. Gene Ontology annotation, molecular function: oxoglutarate:malate antiporter activity. The transcript has a single exon. The record is from RefSeq and is a predicted model, not a curated record. Bases 1 to 903 code for a protein of 300 amino acids. NCBI's taxonomy places the organism in Eukaryota, Viridiplantae, Chlorophyta, Mamiellophyceae, Mamiellales, Bathycoccaceae.